AUGAGCUCUCCCCUGCGGGAUCACCCUUCCUCAGGGAAUCGCGGCGCGCGUCCCUCUGCGAGUCGAAAACGCUCACGUGCGAGAGAUGAGGGCGAUGGCUCAUCCGUUGGCUACGGCUCGAGUCCCUUGCCAUCCUCGCCGCCUGCUGGCUUCAGCAUUGCCCAAGGUGGUGAUGACGCUGAGGACGAUGUGUUGGAAGACGACCAGCCCGAAAUUCAAGACGACAUUGACGACGUCGACGAAAUGGCAGAUGAUGAUGUUGACCUGUUUCGCGAGGGUUUCGAAGGUGACUAUCAGAAUCGGGAAGAUGACCACUACGAGGACAUCGACAUUGAUGAUGCGCAAUAUGGCGCUAUGGACGCCGCCGAGAGGCGGCAACUGGAAGCGAGGAUGAACAGGCAAGAUCGCGAGGUUGCUCGUCGGCAGAGAGAGCCUGGAGCCUUUUUACCUGGGGAUGAAGACGAUGGUGAUAUGAUGGACCUCACAGCGCAGCCACGACGUCGCCGCCACCAUUAUGACGAAGACCAAGACGACGCUAUGGAUCAAGAUAUUAUGGAGGAGGAACUCACUUUAGAAGCACUGAGCGACAUCAAAGCACCCAACAUUACUGAAUGGGUAGCGCAGCCUGCCGUGCAGAGGACGAUCAAGCGCGAGUUCAAGCUUUUCCUGACCGAAUAUACAGACGAGUCGGGCCAGUCAGUGUACGGGAACCGCGCCAAGACUCUGGGUGAAAUCAACGCUGAGACGCUCGAAGUGUCUUACGAACACUUGACCGACUCCAAGGCCACUCUGGCUUUCUUCUUGGCCAACGCACCGGCAGAGAUGAUCAAGUUGCUUGAUGAAGUCGCCAUGGAAGUCGUCCUCAUCUAUUACCCGUCCUACGAACGUAUCCACUCUCAAGUACACGUUCGCAUCUACGAUCUGCCGGUUCAUUACACUUUACGACAGCUCCGUCAAUCUCACCUGAAUUGCUUGGUGAGGGUCAGCGGUGUCGUCACUCGUCGUUCUGGGGUGUUUCCCCAGCUACAAUACGUCAAAUUCGACUGCACAAAGUGCGGAGCUACCUUGGGUCCCUUCCAGCAGGAGUCGAAUGUGGAGGUCAGAAUCUCAUUCUGUCAGAACUGCCAGUCUCGCGGGCCUUUUACGGUUAACUCGGAGAAGACGGUAUACCGCAACUACCAGAAGCUCACUCUGCAGGAGUCUCCUGGCACCGUGCCGGCCGGCCGCUUACCACGCACGCGCGAGGUGAUCUUGCUGUGGGACCUCAUUGACAGUGCAAAACCGGGCGAGGAAAUCGAGGUCACUGGUAUUUACCGCAACAACUACGAUGCCCAGCUAAACAACCGCAACGGCUUCCCAGUGUUUGCAACCAUCCUUGAAGCCAACAAUGUGGUCAAGUCUCAUGAUCAACUUGCGGGUUUCCGCAUGACACAAGAAGACGAGAAGGAGAUUGCCAAGCUGAAGAGCGACCCAAACAUUAUCGACAGAGUCAUCGAAUCGGUUGCGCCGAGUAUCUACGGACACACUGACGUCAAGACUGCUGUUGCUUUGUCACUGUUUGGUGGCGUGCCAAAGACCACAAAGGGUGGCCACCAUGUUCGUGGCGACAUAAAUGUGCUGCUACUAGGCGAUCCCGGUACCGCCAAGUCGCAGGUUCUGAAAUAUGUCGAGAAGACAGCCCAUCGCGCCGUCUUUGCUACAGGUCAAGGCGCCAGUGCUGUCGGUCUGACAGCAUCUGUACGCCGCGAUCCCAUGACUAGCGAAUGGACGCUUGAAGGCGGUGCGCUGGUGCUUGCUGACCGCGGUACAUGUCUCAUCGACGAAUUCGACAAGAUGAAUGACCAAGAUCGGACUUCUAUCCAUGAGGCAAUGGAGCAGCAGACUAUCUCUGUCUCCAAGGCUGGUAUUGUCACAACACUGCAGGCCCGGUGUGGGAUCAUCGCUGCUGCCAAUCCUAUCGGCGGGCGCUACAACUCGACCAUUCCAUUCUCAGCCAACGUAGAGCUCACGGAGCCUAUUCUGUCACGUUUCGAUGUACUGUGCGUCGUACGCGAUACAGUGGAGCCAUCUGAAGAUGAGCGUCUAGCGCGGUUCAUUGUUGGCUCCCACUCGCGCAGCCAUCCCCAAGCGCAGCCAAACCAAGAAUCGACCGACGGCGGCGAUGAGUCGCAGCCAACUGAGACGCAAGCGUCCUCAGCCAGGGCGACUGGAGAGAUCCCGCAGGAGCUACUGCGCAAGUAUAUCAAGCAUGCUCGAGAGAACUGCCACCCCAAGUUCUUCCAGGUGGACGAAGACAAGAUUGCAUCGCUGUUCGCCAACAUGAGGCGCGAAUCGCUCGCAACAGGCGCCUACCCCAUCACGGUUCGUCAUCUCGAAGCCAUUAUCCGCAUCAGCGAAGCUUUUGCAAAGAUGCGUCUAUCAGAUAGUGUCUCUACUGCCGACAUCGACCGUGCAAUUGCAGUUACCGUUGACAGCUUUGUGGGCAGCCAGAAGGUGAGCUGCAAGAAAGCGCUGGCGAGGGCGUUUGCCAAGUACACGCUAUCAAGACGGGGGAGGGGGGCCGCGAGCCAGAGUCAGCGGAGGCCAACAGCCGUGAUGACUUGA
Messenger RNA from Emericellopsis cladophorae, 2604 nucleotides. RefSeq names its product DNA replication licensing factor mcm2. Gene Ontology annotation, biological process: double-strand break repair via break-induced replication; DNA replication; mitotic DNA replication initiation. Bases 1 to 2604 code for a protein of 867 amino acids. Gene Ontology annotation, molecular function: 3'-5' DNA helicase activity; single-stranded DNA binding; ATP binding. NCBI's taxonomy places the organism in Eukaryota, Fungi, Ascomycota, Sordariomycetes, Hypocreales, Bionectriaceae. Gene Ontology annotation, cellular component: MCM complex; nucleus. The record is from RefSeq and is a predicted model, not a curated record. The transcript has 3 exons.